UAUGUUUUUAAAUUUGAUUGCAUUUUUUUGCAUAGUUCGCUUGGUUAUAUUGCAAGUGCAACAAAGCUAUGAUAAAAUUGAAUACUUACCUGGAUAUUCUAAUAAUAUAAGUUUUAAUCAAUAUUCUGGAUAUCUAAAUGGUAAAAGCUUUCGGAAAUUACACUAUUGGUUUGUCGAGUCACAAAACAAUCCAAAAAAAGACCCCCUGCUUUUGUGGAUGAAUGGAGGGCCAGGUUGUAGCUCUUUAGACGGAUUACUAAGUGAAUUGGGUCCAUUUCACAUUAAGGAUAAGGGAGAUACCCUAUACAAUAAUCCUUAUAGCUGGAAUAAGGUUGCUAAUGUUAUAUUCCUGGAAGCUCCGGCAGGUGUUGGAUUUUCUUACGCGGAAGAUAAUAACUACUCUUUUAACGAUGACGAAGUGUCCUUGGAUAAUUAUGAAGCCUUGAAAGAUUUUUUCCAAAGGUUUCCGCAGUUUUCCGAAAAUGAAUUGUACAUAACGGGAGAAAGUUACGCUGGAAUAUAUGUCCCGACUCUAACAGUUAGAAUUUUGCGGGACAUGCCUCAAAACGGGAUGAAUUUGAAGGGAUUCGCCAUUGGAAAUGGGCUUUUGUCUGUGACCUUGAACAGCCAGUCCAUUUUGUAUUUCGCCUAUAGUCACGGAAUCAUCGGUGAACGCCUAUGGAGACACAUAUUAUCGAAUUGUUGUAAGACGAAUGUGUUAUAUGAAGAAGGGCCCGUGUCUUAUAAGGAUGUCGUAAUUUCCACUUGCAAUUUCUCUAUUGAUACCAACCCUAACUGCAAAGCUAAUCUUACAGAAGCCUGGAGAAUGAUAUUCGAUAUAGGGCUCAACGAUUAUUCCCUCUAUUUACCAUGCGACAAUGAUCCCAGCAACGAAAUAUUCCACAAAUACUUAUACUCGCUCCAUAAAACUUUCCCUUACUCCUAUGAAAACUGGGUUGAAACGGCCAACAGAAAUUAUUAUAAUUACAAAUUCCCCCCUUAUUCAAAUGAAGUUAAUAGGCGCGAAAGCUUUAAUCAAAAUGAUUUAUCGGCCAAUAGCAUCAUCAAUGAGACACCUCCUUGCAUUGACGCAUCGGCUAUGCAUCGAUGGUUGAACAAACCGGAGGUUAGAACUGCCCUUCAUAUAUCAGAUAAGGCAGGAAUGUGGGAUGUAUGUAGCCAACAAGUAGGCGACAGCUAUAAGAGUAUCUACGAGAACAUGUAUCCCCAAUUUGAUUACAUUUUAAAUUACGAAAAUGGAUUUGGGGCGACUGAUUCGAGGCGCGAUUACAAGAUAAGGGGGUUAGUUUAUAACGGCGAUACUGAUCUCAUGUGCAACUUCUUAGGGGCUCAAUGGUUUAUUUCGAAUUUAAAUGUCACUCAGGAGGGCAAAAGGAUAGAUUGGCGUUACGGAAAGCAAGUGGCAGGGUUUGUAGACUAUUAUGAUAAUUUGAUAUUCGCAACGGUCAAAGGCGCUGGGCACAUGGUACCUCAAUGGAGGCCAGGUCAAGCUUUACAUAUGAUAUCCAAAUUUUUAAAAAAUGAGCCACUUUAAAAUCUUGACGAGGACAUCUAGAAAUUAAUUAUAAAAAUGUAUAUGGAAUAUUUCCUUUCUUCAAAAAUAACAAUCAUUUUUAUUAUAUGAUUUCGUAUUAUCGCUCACUUGGCAAAAAUCAUGGAGUUUUUAAUUUAAUUAUCUAUAGCUAGAUCUAAUAUUUAUUUUAUUUUUUUUACCUUGCUUUA
Molecule: messenger RNA, 1743 nt
Organism: Gordionus sp. m RMFG-2023
Lineage: Eukaryota; Metazoa; Nematomorpha; Gordioida; Chordodea; Parachordodidae
Product: lysosomal protective protein-like
Exons: 9
Coding region: 2-1555 (517 amino acids)
Biological process (GO): proteolysis
Molecular function (GO): serine-type carboxypeptidase activity
Source: RefSeq, a predicted model, not a curated record